GUGGGGAGAGUAUAUACAGUCAUCGAUUAAUAAUUUGUUUCUAUACGGACUUCUCUCUCUCAUUCCGAAUUCAUUCCACAUUUUUCUCUGUCUUUUUCGGCAGUGAAUGUCCCGUCCUCUGUAGAGCAGCUCACCGGCCGGCAGGGAUGAAUCUCUCCGGCAGACGGUGGUUUGUGGGCGAUUUGGUGUCAGAGGUGCUGGUGCUGGCCAAGUCCAUCGGCCAGUUGCCGGCGGUAGGUGUGGCUCCCGUCCUGAACGCAGUCGUGGUGGUGUGCUGCUGGAUGACGAUGCUGUUGUUCGUGGAGUGGAUGGGUAUGGGGGCAGUCAUUGCUUUCGUCAAAGCGUUCCGGAGAACGCCGGAGAAGCGGUUCAAAUGGGAGCCAUUCACGGACGACGACGUUGAGCUCGGAAACGCCUCUUUCCCUAUGGUUCUUGUUCAGAUCCCAAUGUACAAUGAGAAAGAGGUGUAUAAGCAGUCAAUUGGAGCGGUAUGUGGGCUUUCUUGGCCUUGUGACCGAUUCAUAGUUCAAGUCCUUGAUGAUUCAACGGACCCAAGCAUUAAGGAAAUGGUGGAAAUGGAGUGUGAAAGGUGGGCAAAGAAUGGAAUGGACAUAAAGUAUGAGAUCAGAGACAACAGAUAUGGGUACAAAGCAGGGGCAUUGAGCGAGGGGAUGAGGCAUUCUUAUGUGAAGGAAUGCGAAUAUGUUGUUAUUUUUGACGCCGACUUUCAACCUGAUCCUGAUUUCCUUCGGCGCACCAUCCCCUACCUAGUCCAUAAUCCCGACCUCGCCCUCGUUCAAGCACGAUGGAAAUUUGUGAAUGCUGACGAAUGCUUUAUGACCAGAACUCAAGAGAUUUCUUUGAAUUUUCAUUUCAGUGUGGAACAAGAAGUUGGCUCUUCCACCUACGCCUUUUUCUCCUUCAAUGGAACAGCAGGUGUUUGGAGAAUUGCUUCGAUUGAGGAUGCAGGUGGGUGGAAUCAUCGGACCACUGUUGAGGAUAUGGACUUGGCUGUCCGGGCUAGCCUCAAGGGGUGGAAAUUUUUAUACCUUAGUUCUCUCAAGGUGAAGAGCGAGCUACCUAGUACAUUUAAGGCAUUACGCAACCAACAGCACAGAUGGUCAUGUGGACCCGCUAAUCUCUUCAGAAAAAUGUUCAUGGAGGUACUGAGAAAUAAGAAUGUAAAUUCGUGGAAGAAGAUUUAUAUCAUAUACAGUUUCUUCUUUGUUAGAAAGGUCAUUGCCCAUGUCGGAACUUUUGUAUUUUACUGUUUGGUUCUGCCAACAACAUGUUUGGUUGAGGGAGUCGAUGUUCCGAAAUGGGGAACUGCUUAUGUCCCUUUUGUGAUCACCAUUAUCAAUAUUCUUGCAACACCAAGGUUUGCCUUUUCGAUCUCUAUCUAUAUCCAUGGCCGCGUGGUUUUCAGCUUGUUACAGAAAAGUUGGGGGAUGCAGCUCCAAAGUUGAAAACAGCAGCUAUUGAAGGUUCUAGGAAACCUUAUUUCAAGAUUUUGGAAAGGAUGUAUAUUUUAGAGCUUGCCAUUGGUGUAUAUCUUUUGUUCUGUGGAACAUUUGAUCUUGUUUUCGGGAAACGACAAUAUUGCUGGUAUAUCUUACUUCAAGCAAUCGCUUUCUUUGUAGCAGGAUUUGGGUAUGUUGGCACGUUUGUUCCUACCUCUUAGCAACUCUGCAACAAUAUGAAUUCUCUACAGGGAUGUUAGGUAGAGGACAAGGAGAUGAAGUGGAAGAAAACCUAUCUCUCAUUGGUUAUUACUAGGAUGUAGGGAUGUUCGUCGGUUCGGUUUAGUGGUUUUCGGUUUGAUCGGUUUCGGUUUUAGAAAAGGUGAAACCGUAAACCGAAUCGCACUACUUGAGUCGGUUUCGGUUUAGUUUCAGUUCGGUUAAAUCGGUCGGUUCAUGUCGGUUUUGGUCGGUUUUAGCAUGUCUUGUCAAUUUUUGUCGGUCGGUUUUAGUUCGGUCGGUUUUUUAACCCCAAAGGUGAAACCAUAAAUCGAACCGCCAAUGAUUAAUCGGUUUGAGUCAGUUUCGGUUUUUGUCCGCUCGAAUUCAGUCGGUUCUGGUUUUUCAGUUUUUUUGUUCACCACUACUAGUAUGUACGUAUUUCUCAAGGCUGUCUAUAAAAUUGUUACUGACUAUGAGUAAUAGUAAUGCAACAAAUAUUUAAAUGGUAUAGUCAAAGAUUAGUGUUGCACUUAUAAGAAACAAAUAUUGUGAAGAACUCUUUGAUACUCCCUCUGUCUCACUAUAAUAGUCUCA
Cuscuta epithymum is the source of this 2276-nucleotide messenger RNA. NCBI's taxonomy places the organism in Eukaryota, Viridiplantae, Streptophyta, Magnoliopsida, Solanales, Convolvulaceae. The record is from the annotation of a GenBank genome assembly.